CCCAAGCAUCAUGGGAAUCGAAUCGCAGAUGGAGUAACAUUGAAAACCUUCCCAAACCAGAGAAACUAGAGUUCGAACCAUGGAAUGCCAUUCUCGACACUUACAUGAACAUGAAAAGAUGGCAGAGGGAAACAAGAAGACUGCCAAGAAAAGAUGGGAGCCGGAACCCGGUUCUGGCCCGGGGUAUUGGCCGGUACUCCCGCUCUGCCAUGUACGCCCGACGGGCUAUGUACAAGCGCAAGACCAAGACAACUGAGACCAAGGUUGAGAAAAAGCUCAGAAUUAAGCCCAAGGCCACAGUUGUCAAGACUGUUGGAGGUGACAAAAAUGGAGGCACUCGUGUUGUCAAGCUGCGCAAGUUGCCCCGCUACUACCCCACAGAGGACGUUCCCCGCAAACUGAAAAGCCAUGGGAAGAAGCCUUUUUGCCAACACAAGAGGAACCUGCGCUCCUCCAUCACCCCAGGAACUGUACUUAUCCUGCUCACUGGUCGUCACCGUGGAAAGCGUGUGGUGUUUCUGAAGCAGCUUGCCAGUGGUCUCCUGCUUGUCACUGGCCCUCUCGCUUUGAACAGAGUCCCCCUGCGCAGAGCUCACCAGAAGUUUGUCAUUGCCACCAAAACCAAAGUUGACAUCUCUCGCAUGAAGGUCCCCAAAAAUCUUAACGAUGCCUACUUUAGGAAGAAGAAGCUGAGGAAGCCCCGUCAUCAGGAGGGAGAAAUCUUUGAUACAGAGAAAGAGAAGUACCAGUUGACAGAGGAGAGGAAAGCAGACCAGAAAGCAGUUGAUGCACAGCUCCUGCCUCUCAUCAAGAAAACACCUCAGCUGGCAGGAUACCUGCACACUACUUUCUUCCUGUCAAAUGGAGUCUUUCCACACAAGCUGGUUUUCUAAAUGUGUUGUAAUAAAGAGUACCACCAUCUAA
This is a messenger RNA of Cynoglossus semilaevis (tongue sole), 924 nucleotides long. RefSeq names its product 60S ribosomal protein L6-like. Gene Ontology annotation, molecular function: RNA binding; structural constituent of ribosome. Gene Ontology annotation, biological process: ribosomal large subunit assembly; cytoplasmic translation. Gene Ontology annotation, cellular component: ribosome; cytosolic large ribosomal subunit. Lineage: Eukaryota; Metazoa; Chordata; Actinopteri; Pleuronectiformes; Cynoglossidae. The record is from RefSeq and is a predicted model, not a curated record.